CCAAUGGCAGGCGGCGCCGGCGCCCAUCCCGUCCCGGCGCUGGGUUUCAUUUUCCGAGAAACGGGACCGGGACCGGCUCCGGGACCGGAGAGGGGCCGGGAGGGUCGCGGGCACUGACCGGGGACGAUGGGCGCCGGCCGCCGCCUCCUGGAGUCGCUGCGCCCCGAGCGCUGGCGCUGCGCGGUGGUGGCGGCGCUGAUGGGGGCCUCGUCGCUCGGGGAGAUGGCCAUCCCCUACUACACGGGGCGCGCCAGCGACUGGGUGGCCCGCGAGGACGAGCUGGCGGCCAUCUGGCCCAUGGUGCUGCUGGGGCUGAGCAGCGCCGUCACCGAGCUGGCCUGCGACAUCGCCUUCGUGGGGACGCUGAGCCGCGUGCACGGCCACCUGCAGCACCGCCUCUUCGCUGCCGUCCUCCGCGGGGACAUCGCCGAGCUGCGGGACGAGGGGGCCGGGGAUGUGGCGGCACGGGUGACGGGGGACGUGGAGGCCACCCGUGAGGCCCUGGGCGAGGCGCUGAGCCUGCUGCUGUGGUACCUGGCGCGGGGCAUCUGCCUCUUCAGCACCAUGGCCUGGCUGUCCCCGCGCAUGGCCCUCGUCACCGCCCUGGUGCUGCCCUUCCUCCUGUUGCUGCCCAGGGCCAUCGGCAGGCUCCAGCAGGGCCUGGCUCCAAAGGUGCAGAAGGCGCUGGCCCACGCCAGCGAGGUGGCAGUGGAGACCUUCCAGGCCAUGGCCACUGUGCGCAGCUUCGCCAACGAGGACGGGGUGGCCGCACGCUACCGCCAGUGCCUGCACAAGACCCACCAGCUGGAGAAGCAGGAUGCAGUCCUCUACGCCGUCUCUGCCUGGACCAGUGGUUUCUCAGCGCUGGCCCUGAAGAUGGGGAUCCUCUACUACGGGGGACAGCUGGUGGCCGCGGGGACCAUCAGUACCGGGGACCUCGUCACCUUCCUCCUCUACCAGUUGCAGUUCACUGAUGUCGUGGAGGUCCUGCUCCGCUACUACCCCACGCUGACGAAGGCUGUGGGCUCCUCGGAGAAGAUCUUUGAGUUCCUGGACCGGGAGCCACAGGUCGCACCCUCGGGGACACUAGCACCCAGUGACCUGCGGGGCCACCUCCAGCUUGAGGACGUCUGGUUCUCCUACCCUGGGCGCCAGGAGCCUGUCCUCAAGGGUGUGUCCCUGGAGCUGCGCCCCGGGGAGGUGCUGGCACUGAUGGGGCCCCCGGGCGCGGGGAAGAGCACCCUGGUGUCCCUGCUGCUGCGCCUGCACCAGCCCACGGCCGGGCGCCUGCUCUUGGACGGCCAUCCCCUCAGCGCCUACCGCCACUCCUACCUGUGCCACCGGGUGGCCACCGUCCCCCAGGAGCCGGUGCUCUUCGCCCGCUCACUCCACGCCAACAUCGCCUAUGGGCCAGAGAGCUGGAGCCGGGCACAGGUGACAGCGGCAGCCCGCCGGGUGGGUGCCCACAACUUCAUCACCCGCCUGCCCCGAGGCUAUGACACAGAGGUGGGUGAGCUUGGGGGACAGCUCUCCGGGGGACAGCGGCAAGGGGUGGCCAUCGCCCGUGCCCUGGUGCGGGACCCUCACAUCCUUGUCCUUGAUGAGCCCACCAGUGCCCUGGACGCUGAGUGCCAGCAGCAGGUGGAGCGGGAGCUCUUCGAGGACAGCGGGACCAGGCGCACGGUGCUGCUGGUGACAGGGCAGGUGGCCCUGGCAGCACGGGCACACCAGGUGGCCCUGAUGGAGGGAGGGCAGGUAUGCGAGCAGGGCCCCCCCAGCAAGCUGCUGCGCCCCGGCAGCCGCUACUGGCACCUGCUGCAGGAUGGGGGACGCCAGGGGACAUUGGGGGAUGGGGACAAGGGCACAGGGAGUGGGGAUGAGGGACAGCAGGAGCCAGGGAUGGGGACGGUACAAGCCAGGAUGGAGACAUCAGGGGAUGGAGACACGAGGAGCUGGGAUGGGGACACUGGGAGCCAGGAUGGUGACACUGAGAGCUGGGAUGGUGACAUGAGGGCCAGGGAUGGGGACACCAAGGGCAGAGGUAUAGGUGGGGACACUACUACCCCUUGGGAUGGAGACACCAGGAGCUAGGACGGGGACACCAAGGGCAGAGAUGGGGACCCAAGGAGCAGUGACAAGGGACCAUGAGACAUGGGCACCAAGCCAGACAAUGCUGCAGUGUCCCUGCUGCAUGGCCAUGACCAGGGCAGCCACUGGAUGAACUGGGGUAUCACCGGGUGCCACCGGGUGCCAUCAAGGUUGGCGGCCGGCAGGGACGGCCAUGUGACACAGAGCGUUAAUAAAUCUUUGUGUUUGUA
Molecule: messenger RNA, 2318 nt
Organism: Anas platyrhynchos (mallard)
Lineage: Eukaryota; Metazoa; Chordata; Aves; Anseriformes; Anatidae
Gene: TAP1
Product: transporter 1, ATP binding cassette subfamily B member
Biological process (GO): transmembrane transport
Cellular component (GO): membrane
Molecular function (GO): ATP hydrolysis activity; ABC-type oligopeptide transporter activity; ATP binding
Source: RefSeq, a predicted model, not a curated record